CUCUUUCUCCAUAAAAUGGGAAAAAAGAUAUUAACUCUCAGAGAUCUCAUCGGCGCCAUUAAAGACAAAGCUUCACAAUCCAAAGCCGCUUUCAUCUCUAAACCAAGCAGUUUCUCCCUCCACCUCGCCGUCCUCCGCGCCACCACUCACGCGCCGUCAUCACCACCCGAUGACCACCACAUCUCCUCCCUUCUCACCCUCGGUGACAGCUCACGCGCCACCGCUUCCUCACUUAUCGUCAUAAUCAUGGACCGACUCCACCGCACUGGCGAUUCAACCGUCGCACUCAAAUGCCUUUUAAUCAUACAUCAAAUCAUCAAACGCGGACCGUUCAUACUACAAGAUCAACUCUCCAUAUUUCCGGCUACCGGCGGACGUAACUACCUCAAACUCUCCGCCUUCCGCGACGGCGCUACCGCAUCCAGAUUCACAAUCUCCGCCUGGAUCCGAUUUUACUCCAGAUACAUCGAAUCUCUACUCUACACUUCCAGAAUUUUAGGCUAUUUUCUCUCUUCGUCUUCCUCGUGUAACACAGAUGAAAAAAUCUCCACCUUCUUAAACUCAGAUCUAAUCAGAGACGUCGAUUCGUUAGUUCAAUUGAUCGAAGAAACGGUAAAAUUGCCGGAUUCGCUACUACUCGACGGCAACAAAUUGCUCUACGAAGUGAUCGGAUUACUGAGCUCCGAUUACUUAUCGACGGUGAACGAGUUGUUAAUCCGGCUCAGUGAGUUCAAGGAACGGCUCAGUUGUUUGAGCUUCGGUGACUCGGUUGAGCUGAGUUUCAUUUUGAAGAGAUUAGAAGGAUGUAAAGAGAGAUUAUCGGUUUUAUUUUCGGUUAAAAAGCCAUCAACGAAGUUAUUAUGGUGUUCGGUAUCCGAAUUGAGCUUAAAAAUUGAUGAUUUGAAGGUUGAUUUUUCGAAACGUAAGUUAAUUACGUUCGGAAAAUCGAGCGAAUCAGCUCGAUUUAAUAACCGGGUCAUCAAAUUUGGUGACUCGGUUCAGUUUUCGUCAGGGAGAUAUGAGAUGACUAAUUUACCUAUGAUUGUUGAAGGAAGAAAUUGAACAAAUAAAAAAUUGGAUGUUUUUUUUUUUUUUUUGGUUAUUAUGUGUAACAAUAUAUUAGAGAGUGUUAAAUCUUGAUAUGUUCCCACAAACAUUUUUGUGUAUAUAAUAUAUGGUACAUGUAUACCAAUUUGGGAUUUUGAUU
Molecule: messenger RNA, 1207 nt
Organism: Solanum stenotomum
Lineage: Eukaryota; Viridiplantae; Streptophyta; Magnoliopsida; Solanales; Solanaceae
Product: putative clathrin assembly protein At4g40080
Exons: 1
Coding region: 16-1062 (348 amino acids)
Biological process (GO): clathrin-dependent endocytosis; clathrin coat assembly; vesicle budding from membrane
Cellular component (GO): clathrin-coated pit; clathrin-coated vesicle
Molecular function (GO): 1-phosphatidylinositol binding; clathrin heavy chain binding; SNARE binding
Source: RefSeq, a predicted model, not a curated record